CUUUUAGCCAAGUGUUGCUGAGUGUAGCUUCGUGGGCAUGAAGAUAUGGAGAUGUAGCCCCUGCUGAGGGCUGCUGCGUGCAGCAAAAAUGGGGGCCUGCAAUUGUUCUGGCGAGAAUGGCAAAUGCGGCGCUGGAAAGCCACCCGUAGUAACUCUGGUUCCUGGAGCAGAGGAUGGUACCAGCCCUUUGAAUCCUCGGGAUCCGGCUCCAGGCCGACCUGGCGAUAAGGCAGCAAGCCCUCCACAGGACACUGACGGAUCCGUUCUGGAGGAUGUCAGAAGACAGUUGGAGGAUGGCUCCGUCUAUCAGGGACAGUGUCGAGAUGGCCUCUUCAAUGGAGAGGGGACACUGACCAUGCCUGACGGUGCUGUCUACGAGGGCCAAUUUAAAGACGGCAAAAAGCACGGUGUCGCAAAGUACACAUACGCAAAUGGCGCAGUGUACGAAGGCGAGUACAAAGAGGACAUGAAGGAUGGCAAGGGAAGAUUGAUCUGUGAUGGUAGCACCUUGGCCGAGGCCUCCACAUAUGAGGGAGACUGGGCAAACGACUUGCAGGAUGGUCAAGGCAUUGAGAGAUGGGGAGAUGGAUCGAUCUUCACCGGCUCCUUCAAGGAUGGCAGGAAGCACGGACAUGGUAAAUUCAUGUGGGGCGAGGGCUGCAUGUACGAGGGAAACUUCCAGAACAAUGACAUGCAUGGUGAAGGUCGUUAUGUGUGGGCAGAUGGCCGGCAAUUCAAUGGCGACUGGAUGGAGAACCAAAUGCAUGGCUCUGGCACAAUGAGAUGGCCAGAUGGCCGGAUAUUCGAGGGUGAGUUUAGCCACGGGAAGAAAGAGGGAGAAGGCACGCUCACCUGGCCCGACGGGCGAACUUACGAAGGUCAGUGGGCGAAUGGAAAGCAGCACGGCAUGGGAGUGGUGACAACCUCAAAGGGAACAGGGCGAAAAAGCUACUGGAAGGAUGGCAAGUUUGUCAAUUGGGGCAACACCAACUGAGUGCCACGGCUUAUGUCCUCCUGGUGGAAGCCCAAACGAAAGCCGAGCAGAGUUUCCGCGUCGAUCAGCUUGACCAACCCCAAACCAAGCCCCAUCAUGUUAUAUCAUAUCCUGUUAUGCCAGAGGGCCAAGGUGAGCGAAGAACCCUAGUCUUGAGGCCAAACCGUCGUGACAUUCUG
Cladocopium goreaui is the source of this 1173-nucleotide messenger RNA. Lineage: Eukaryota; Dinophyceae; Suessiales; Symbiodiniaceae. The record is from the annotation of a GenBank genome assembly.